AUGGAGGUCGCCGGCAAGAAUCCCUCUGGAGUCAAACCCUUUUACUGGAAGAAAGGCAUCGAUCCUAAAGAAACGACCCGCCCUCCACUCAUUCCCAAUCGUCAAGAGACAAUGGAUGGGAUGGACAUUACUUGGGAUGUGCCUGUCACAAUGCGUGAUGGGGUCAAGGUCUACGUGGAUGUAUUCCGCCCUCAAGGUGUCACUGAGAAACUGCCUAUCAUCUUCACCUUCAGCCCGUACGGCAAACACGGCCCCAAGACUUUUGACAUUUUCCCCGGUGCGGAUGUGCCGCCCGGUUGGGUCUCUAAAUAUGCGGUCUGGGAGAGUAUAGACCCAGUGGUCUGGACAAAGAAAGGGUACGCGGUGAUCAACGGUGACAGUCGCGGCUCUUGGGGGUCUGAAGGGGACCUUGAAAUCUUCAGCCAGCAGGAGAGCCGGGACGGACACGACUGCAUCGAAUGGGCUGGUACUCUGCCCUGGUCCAACGGCAAGGUGGGCAUGGUAGGGGUUUCGUAUCUGGCAAUCGUGCAGUGGGGAAUUGCGGCCCAGAAUCCGCCUCAUCUUGCCUGCUUCAUGCCCUGGGAGGGCUUCACCGACUUCUACCGCGACUAUACGCACCAUGGCGGCAUCCCAGAGACGAGGUUCCUUCAUUUCACCCAGUGGUCGUGUCGAAGCGGCGUCAACCUGGUUGAGGACCUGAUCGCCAACAACAAGGCCCACCCUUUGCGGGAUGACUACCACCGGUCCAAAUGCGUGCAAGACUUGCCCCGCAUAAACGUGCCGGCCUACGUCGUUGCAGACUGGGGCGACCACGGCAUGCACACUCGCGGCACUCUCAACGGCUUCAUGGGGAUCAGUUCCAAGGAGAAAUGGCUCGAAAUCCACGGCCGCAAGAAGUGGCGAUACUUCUUCGAGCCGGAGAGUGUCCGUCGGCAGGAAGCCUUCUUCCAGAAAUUCCUCAAAGGCCAGACAAGCGAGGUUGAUAACUAUCCGCGCGUGCGCCUGGAGGUCCGAGACCGCGCAUGGGAGGGCACGUUUCGCAAUGAACAGGAGUGGCCCCUUGCCAGGACCAAGUACACGACGAAAUACCUUGACGCCCGGUCGCGGUUGCUCGUCGACGAGCUGCCGGCCUCCGUCGCCGUAGCUACUUACAAUUCUCGGGUGACGGACGACUGCGUCAUGUUCCAUUACCGAUUCUCUCAGGAAACCGAGCUGACCGGCACCAUGCGGCUACGGCUGUGGGUGUCAACCGACCAUGGCGAGGAUAUGGAUCUGUUCGUGCAGCUCGACAAGCUCGAUCGCGAGGGCAAGGUCACCCCAUUCGUUGCGUUCUCCAUGAUUGAUGAUGGCCCGUUGGGUUUGGGCUGGCUUCGUGUCAGUCACCGCGAAUUGGAUAAAGCAAAGACAACCAUCAGCUGUCCAUUCCAUCUCCAUGAGCGCCGACUGCUCCUACAUCCAGGUGAGGUUGUUCCUGUGGACAUCGAAAUUCUCCCCACGUCGACACUUUUCCACGAGGGUGAGGUGCUCCAGGUGCGCAUCCAAGGUAAUGAUAGCUUCCGACACAAGACACCGGACGUCGUACAAUUCCACGAAGAGACAGUCAACGAAGGCAAGCAUGCCAUUUACUCAGGCUGCACUUAUGAGUCAUACUUGGUCCUUCCAGUCGUAGUCUAG
Molecule: messenger RNA, 1674 nt
Organism: Aspergillus pseudoviridinutans
Lineage: Eukaryota; Fungi; Ascomycota; Eurotiomycetes; Eurotiales; Aspergillaceae
Product: CocE/NonD family hydrolase
Exons: 1
Coding region: 1-1674 (557 amino acids)
Molecular function (GO): dipeptidyl-peptidase activity
Source: RefSeq, a predicted model, not a curated record